UGUGGUUUAAAAAAGCGUUGACUCCACCACAUCAUCAUCGUGUGUACGGCAGGAGGAUAAAUUGAACAUUUCCCACGAGAUCGGGGUACAAACCGCAUCUGUCCGUUGCAGAGAGCGAAACGUUUGACCGUAUACAACACGCGUACGGUCUCUGUGUGUCGUGCAGUAGUGAGUUUCACGUACGUAAAAACCCAGUGCGGCGUGUGUGUUUCGGGGUCGCCGAUUCGCGCAUGGUCGAUGGUGACUUGGUCGGUCUGUCGCUGUUGAAGAAGAAGCAACAAAAAACUGCUGCACUGAGAUAGACAUCAUUCUAGCGCACCGCUGGAAAGCCGUGCAGUGUAUCGCUGUGUGCUGUUAUUUAAAGUGUUUUUAGUUUGCAAGUGUUUUAGGGAGUGCAAAAAGUACGUGCCGGUGAAUAAAAAAUGCUGCUCAAACAAAUCGGUACCGUUCUGGCGCGUGCAGAAUGCCAGCGUCGUCAUCGUGCUUUGCUCCAGUUGAGCCGCCACUUUGCCGCCGUUCCGUUGGCCGAACCGGCCGCACCGUCGCUGAAAACCGAAGUUCCUGGACCCAAGUCAAGGGCACUGCUGCAGCAGCUAAAUCAACUGCAGAAUGCUAACUCGGUGCAAAUGUUUGUCGACUAUGACAACUCGUACGGAAACUAUCUGCAGGACGUGGACGGCAACGUGCUGCUCGAUAUUUACACGCAAAUUUCAUCCGUCCCGCUCGGUUACAAUCAUAAGGAGCUGCUGAACGUGUUCCGGGAUGAGCACAAUCUGUCGACACUCAUCAAUCGCCCGGCGCUCGGCGUGUUCCCGGGCGAAGAUUGGCCAAACCGGCUCCAGAACGUGCUGAUGUCGGUCGCUCCGGUUGGGCUCGAUCACGUCACGACCAUGAUGUGCGGUUCCUGCUCGAACGAGAACGCGUUCAAAAACAUCUUCAUCUGGUACCAGAAGAGGCAGCGCGGUGAAGCCACCCCGUUCACCGAGUCGGAGAUCCAGUCGUGCAUGAUCAAUCAGGCCCCGGGCGCGCCGAAGCUGAGCAUCCUGAGCUUCCACGGUGCGUUCCACGGCCGCACGCUCGGCUGCCUGUCGACGACGCACUCGAAGUACAUCCACAAGAUCGAUGUGCCGUCGUUCGAUUGGCCGAUCGCACCGUUCCCGCAGUAUCGCUAUCCGCUGGAGGAGAACGUGCGUGAAAACGCGCAGGAAGACGCGCGCUGUUUGGCGGAGGUGGAGCGCUUGAUUGAGCAGUACGGCAAGCGGGGCAUCCCGGUGGCGGGUAUUAUUGUGGAACCGAUUCAGAGCGAGGGAGGGGACAAUGAGGCGUCGCCCGAGUUCUUCCAGCAGCUGCAGAAGAUUGCGAAGGCGCGGGGCAGCGCGCUGCUGAUCGACGAGGUGCAGACGGGCGGGGGGCCGACCGGUAAGAUUUGGUGCCACGAGCACUUCAAUCUGCCCAGCCCGCCCGAUGUGGUGACGUUCAGCAAGAAGAUGCAGCUGGGAGGAUACUAUCACGGGGCGCACAUGAAACCGUCGCAGCCGUACCGCGUGUUCAACACGUGGAUGGGCGAUCCGGGCAAGCUGCUGCUGCUGGAAUCGAUCCUGCGCGUGAUCAAGCAGGAAUCGUUGUUGGAGAAUGUGCGCCGUACGGGUGAUAAGCUGAAGCAGGUUCUGAUGGAGGCCCAGAAAGACUUCCCUCAUCUGCUGAGUGCUGCGCGCGGCCGGGGAACCUUCCUGGCGAUCAACUGUGCCACGCCCAAGCUGCGCGAUGACAUUGUGGGAGCAUUGAAGCAGAAAGGUGUCCUGUCCGGUGGUUGCGGUGAGCAGAGCAUUCGCUUCCGCCCGGCACUGAUCUUCGGCGAGAAGCACGUGGACAUCUUCAUGGACAAAUUCCGGCAGGUGCUGAAGGAGGUGAAGUAAACGCACGCCAAACGCCCAGCACCUGUGCCAGCUAACUUACUGCACAGAAGCGGCUGAGAAUGAGCGGAUGAGCUGCUACAUGAAUGGAUAGGAAUUGAGGAAUGUUGCGAUUUAGCAAUCACGCUAGAUUGCGGACAAAAUGGGAAAUGGAUUUGCCCCGAUUAGUUUAAUAAUCUUCCACGCACAGCACAGCGACUUGCGCACAAAAUGAAGCAAACAUUAAUAGAUUCGUUACGGUAUGGUAUGAUCCCGGUUAGGAGGUCGCGCGGUUUCCAUGACGGGGACAAUAAGAUGGACCAGAGAGUUCUUCCCUGUUUGCGUACCGCGCAGCCGUGGAUUUGAUUUAGUAAUGCUUGUAGCUGCCAUGUUGAGAAAUCGUCUAAGCUAUAUAUUAGAAACUCUGCCAGUACGACAGAGAGGGAAAUGAAAUAAUAUAUAUAACAAAAGUAUAACAAAAAACACACACACCAACACGUUAAGUAAAGCGUGAAUGAGAGAACAUUUGUCUUCCAAUGAGCUAUCAAAGUGAUUCCAAGUUAAUCGGUGUCCAAACGGUACAGGCCCAAACUGUCUUCUAGGCAGGGCGUGCUAAACCGUUACAAAAUAAAAUAGAUAAAUGUUGUCGCAUACAGUAAAGCA
This is a messenger RNA of Anopheles arabiensis, 2555 nucleotides long. It is a transcript of the gene Gabat, whose product is annotated as 4-aminobutyrate aminotransferase, mitochondrial. Gene Ontology annotation, molecular function: pyridoxal phosphate binding. The record is from RefSeq and is a predicted model, not a curated record. Gene Ontology annotation, cellular component: mitochondrion. The transcript is spliced from 5 exons. Bases 423 to 1916 code for a protein of 497 amino acids. NCBI's taxonomy places the organism in Eukaryota, Metazoa, Arthropoda, Insecta, Diptera, Culicidae. Gene Ontology annotation, biological process: GABA catabolic process.